AUGGUGAAGGCUAAAUACUACGACCCAAACACCGCCGUCUACCUCGACCCGAACAAUGACCGCCGGGUGGCCGUCAUCACCGGCGGCGCUGGCGGCCUCGGCUGGUACACCAUUCUCCACUUGUACCUCCACGGCUACGUGGUGUACAUGGCGGCAAGAAACCCCACCAAGGUGCAGAAGGCAAUUGACGAAAUCAAGGCAGAAGCACACAAGCGGUCUACGGGCCAUGCGUUGGGCGAGAUCAAACACGUGCAAAUGGACUUGAUGCUGUUGGACUCGGUGAAAACGGCGAGCCAGGAGCUCGCUAAAGCGGAGCCGAAGAUCGAUAUCUUGAUUAAUAAUGCUGGCAUCAUGGGGGUGCCGUUUGACGUCACCAAGGACGGCUACGAAGUGCAGUACCAGGUGAACUUUGUCGGCCACAUGCUCUUGACGGAGCGGCUCAUCCCCAACUUGGAAGCGGCCCCUGAAGCCCGAGUGGUGUUCCUUUCUUCGGUCGGCCACAACUUUGCCUACACCUACUUUGACCCCGCCAAAAAAGUCAACCGGUGGCCCAACGCGAUGUGGACAUGGGUCCGCUACGGCAACGCCAAGGCGGCGGAGAUCCAGUACGUCAGAUACAUGGCGAAACAGCACCCGCGGAUCCUCUGGCUUGCGGUGCACCCGGGGAUUGUCGGGGGUACGGCGUUGUACGACCACUGGACGAAGCUACCGGUAUUGGGCCCGAUCUUUAAUGCCACCGUCAAGGCUGCUGACGCCGUGGGUGGUGUUUCCGUUGAAGAAGGUUCUCUCUCCAGUCUCCGGGCGGCACUUGACCCGCUGUUGACGGCAGCUAAAGAUAACGGCAAGUACUUGACCACGGGGGGACCGGAAGGGUGUGUUCUGAGUGUCGCCAGCAGUGCUAAGAACACCGAACGAACCGUCGACUACAACUACGAACAGCUCAAACGGAUGGGGUUUUUGUGA
Molecule: messenger RNA, 963 nt
Organism: Diutina rugosa
Lineage: Eukaryota; Fungi; Ascomycota; Pichiomycetes; Serinales; Debaryomycetaceae
Exons: 1
Coding region: 1-963 (320 amino acids)
Source: RefSeq, a predicted model, not a curated record